Molecule: messenger RNA, 2115 nt
Organism: Plodia interpunctella (Indianmeal moth)
Lineage: Eukaryota; Metazoa; Arthropoda; Insecta; Lepidoptera; Pyralidae
Product: suppressor of lurcher protein 1-like
Exons: 16
Coding region: 182-2065 (627 amino acids)
Cellular component (GO): plasma membrane
Source: RefSeq, a predicted model, not a curated record
UAGAACGCGCGCGCGGUCGCUGUCGGUCGACUACGCCGUAGCUUCAUCGUAGCAACUCGUAGCUACGAGUUUUGUGGUUUCGAUUUUUGGAAUGUAAAGUUUUCCUUAGAUAUUUUCCUUUUCGGCAUAGUCAACAUCGAUUGUUGCAGUAUACCUUGUCAAUGUGAACAAAUAUCAGUCAAUGGGUACUGAAAAUAUGAAGACGUCGACCACAAUGAUCCUGCUGCUCCACUUGUCCCUGCACACAUUUGACGAAGGUCAUGCAAUAAAUCCAAGUUGUGGGUGCAUCAGAUUCACGUCGACGUACGGCAAGCCGCGCGGCACGUUCAGCAGCCCGGACUACCCCCGCCCGUACCCCGCGCGUCUCCACUGUCUGCUCUACACCUUCCUCGCCGCGCCGCAUCAGAUCGUCGAGCUCGUCUUCACCGACUUCAAUAUCUACAAGGAGCAUCUCGACUGCAUCCACGGUGACUAUCUGAAGGUGUACUCGGAAGGUUUCCACGGGCCUGGUCCCCCCGGCGUCAACGAGUACUCCGCCUGGUCCAGGGUCCUCUGCGGCAGUCGAGCUGACACGCCACCAGCUUUGUACUCUCACGGGCCGCUGAUGGUGCUGGAACUACACACGGGAACGAAGAUAUCCAAUGCGACGGGUUUCGUCGGGAACUAUAGGUUUAUUGAUCGAAGAAACUUCGAGACAGACGGCGUGCAAGUCCCUGAGACGUGGUGCGACUAUGUUUUCAACUCUCAACCGACUAGACCCUCGUUCGGUCGACUGUAUAGCCCUCGCUACCCCUCCAGCUACCCCAGCAAUAUCAGAUGCACGUACCACUUUAACGCAAGACAAAAUGAGCGAAUAAAAUUAGUAUUUGAAGAGUCGUUCCUGCAGAAAGGAGAUGAAAGCUGUCUAAACAGAGCUGAUAUAAUCAAGGUGUUUGAUGGUCGACUGCAAACGUCACCUGUGCUUGCGAUGCUGUGUAAUGAAGUCAUAGGCUAUGAAAUUUUAUCAACUGGAUCGGAGUUACUAGUCCAGUUCACGUCUAAUUCCAACACGCCAGGACAGGGCUUCAAAGCGAGCUACCAGUUUCAAAUGAGCGACAAUUCUAGCGCAGACUCAGAUAUUAAAAAAUCAAGCGCCACGGAACCAAUAUCCGGAUUAGGGCCGGCGGUCAGUGCUACGACGUCUUCAUGUCAUCAAAUGUUCAGGAGUGACAAAAGCAAGAGCGGGAAGCUAACCUCGCCGCAGUAUCCAGCUCCGUAUCCUCAGAAAACUCAGUGUGACUACGACUUCUUGGCGCGGGGCAGGGAGCGGGUCAGACUAGUGUUUGAAGACUUCAGCCUUCAGAGGAUGACUGAGAAUAUCAUUGAUUGUGACAGCAUGGACUUGCUCGACGUAUUUUUGUAUGUAGACGGUAGACAAGAAAAGAUGGCCUCCUUUUGUGGGACAGAUGUACCGAAGCCAAUAAUGUCGAAUGGACCAAAACUGUCUAUUAGGUUCCGUGGGAUAUUCUCGUCGAGAAAUAGCCGGGGGUUUAAGAUAGCUUACUCCUUUGAUGAAGAUUUCGGGAUGCGGAGUGGGAGUCAACUGUUAGAAUUUCCAUGUGCCUUUGUAUUUAAUAGCAGCGAGAGGGGGAGGGGGGUUGUGACGUCACCGAAUUACCCAGGGACCUAUCCGAGGGACACAGAAUGCAACUACUUCUUUUAUGGGAGCGAAAAUGAAAGAGUUCACCUGAAUUUCAAUUAUUUUGAUGUGGAAGGUGUUCUACCAUGUGAAGCGGUGUCCGCGAGCGACUACGUACAAUUUUCCAGUCAAAUGAUAGAAUCCCAGAGUCACAGAUACUGCGGCCAGAUGAAAGAGCUUCAAGUGACCUCUGAGAAGAACUUCCUCAGGGUAACCUUCAAGUCUAACGACCGCCUCGACGGCACCGGCUUCAAGGCUGACUAUCUAUUCCUGAGGGACUCUGAAAUGCAUAGCAUUGUCAUGCCAGAUGUUGAUUCCAGUACAGACAUAUCUGCGACAUGGAUUACGCUAUGUCUAUGUAAUAUCGCGUCGUUGACGAUCAGCUAAUCCCAGAUGUUGAUUAACUAAGAUUUAUUGACUAAAUAAAUUAUCACUGU